GACUCCUUUUCUUGCAGUGAGUGACUCAGCCAAGUUGCUGUUCCCUUCAGCUCGGAACUUCAGUCAUUCUGGCUGGCGGACAGGGCAGUCGCUUCCUCAGAGCCGGCAGUAGUCAGAAGGGGAAUUCAAACCUCUCGGCUAAACCGGUUCUGAGGUUUUCGCAAGAGGUUAGAAACAAGCUUUUUCCUUCGAGUUUGUACCAGUCGGGAGGAUGUUGAAAAGCGGGGAGCGUUGUUUCCCCGACGCCGACUACAUCUCUGCGCUGGAAUCGCCUAUAUCCUGGGACAUCAACGACCCCAAACUGCCCCAGGAUGUGCUUCAGUUGGAUCGUUUCCAGGAAUGGACAGAUUCCUAUGUUAAAUUUAUUUAUAGUGCUGAUGAUAAAAAUGCACAGAGGCAUCAGAGCGGAUGGGCCAUGAGGAAUACGAACAAUCACAAUUGCCACAUUCUGAAGAAAUCCUGCUUAGGAGUAGUACUUUGCAGCAAUGAUUGCACCCUGCCUGAUGGGAAAAAGAUCUAUCAGAGACCUGCCAUAUGUGAUAAGGCACGGCAGAAACAACAAAAGAAAUGUUGUCCAAACUGUGGUGCUCCCUUGAAUCUCAUGCCAUGCCGAGGACAUGGAGGUUAUCCUGUCACCAACUUCUGGAGACAUGAAGGAAAAUGCAUAUUUUUUCAGGCAAAAGGUGUACACGAUCACCCCAGGCCAGAAACAAAGACAGAAGCUGAAGCGAGGAGAUCAAUCCACAAGAAAAGACCAUAUGGUGAAAAUGGAUGCUAUAAAAAUAAAAGAGACCUGCAGCUUUUAACAGGUCCAAUUGAAAACGAAGGAUCUCAGCCAACAUUUACUUCUAAUCCAAAAAGUGUGUUGUCCAAUCUCUAUGUAAAUGGAAACCUGGAAGAAUGUGUAGCAGUUGAGAACAUCUCCGGUAAUCCAUGCUUCUCAUAUACAAAUGGGCAUGACCUCGGAAAGCCCACUUACCUUUAUGAUCCACACUGUGAAAUGGAUAUCAGCAGAAUCUAUAGCAGAUGUGCACAAUUUAGUGCAGGAUGCCAUAAUCCUGGGAAUUAUGGUGGUCCCGUAACAAACUGCAGUACAAAUUUUGAGUGUGGAGACUAUCCCAACUGGAACAAAAUUACUUUGGGAAAGAAUGCUUACAGCAACACUUUUAUUAGAUAUUCUCAAGGUUCUUCAGAUCCUUGUAAUGAAACUGCCAGUCCUAAGAACUUUAGAGACCCAAUGCAGAAUGCACAAACUACAAUAAACAGCAUGAACAAGACCAUGUACCAGACCUCCAAGCCCAACCCGGAUGAAUAUUGUGAUUAUCUAUAUGAUGCUAUGUUCCUGCAAAAUCAGAAUAGCACCUAUGUUCCUACUGCUAUUUAUCCACUUUAGAAUUUCUCCACAUGCAACCACCCAUAACUGCUGUGGUAAUGUGAAGGGCGGAAACAUAGAAUUCUAUCAAUAAGAAGUAUCAACUUUUUUUUAAGUCUUAAGUAAACCACCUAUGAACUGGAAGAUAUUUAACAUUCCAACUGGAAGUUUUUAAAACUUAAUUUCAAACAUAACAUGCACUAAUUAUUUAAAGAAAAACAAAAAAGAAAAACUUCAUCGGUUCAAAUCAUUCUGAAAUUUCUUCUCUAGAAUUUACUGUAAAUAAUGGGUGAAUUUAUAUCAGCUUAAAUGAAAGACUAUUAAAAAUAGUGAUGCAAAUCCAGCAGCAUGAUUGCAAUGAACAAACAAUAACUAAGGUUAUCAUUCUUGCCGAUACCCUGUAUGACAUUCUGCAGCACGUUCUGAGACACAUUCACCAUGUUAUAAUGAAAUGUAGUACAAUAAAUACCAUACUCAUUUAAUUCAUUGAUGUACAUAAACGGCAGCUCACUCAUCCACAUGUGAAAAUAAACGGCCGACACAUCAUUUUCGAAAAGGAUGUUUAGCACAAUGGAUUUAUUGCUUUUCAGAUUUUACCUUAGGAUUAAUUUUAAACACCAGCAGAUUGUCUCAUGUAGAAAACACAAAAUCAAGUACAUAUCAAGUAUACAUAACAAUGCCAAUGUGAACAUUGAGUGUAGGUACCCAAUUACGCUAAGAAAACAGUGUUGCCAGAAUCUGAAAGGUUGCGCUAUGGGGGAUUUCUUUACUAAGGUCACAAGUGCUCUUAAUAUAUUUGAACCAUGUCAUAUGUCAUACAGGGAUAAGUUUUGAUUGCCAGAGAUAACAAAAAGAAUCAUUCUUUUAAACUUUCUACUUCAACAGGAGCGAGAUAUAAUCACAUUUUUUUUAGAAAAUUUCACCUCUGUGCCUUUUUUGAUUAUAAGUACUUUGCCUUGUGCAGUUUUAUUACAAUGCUUUACUUUAAAUUUAUAAUGUAUGAUGUGGAAAUGUUGUCAAAUCUUAGUACCAACCUGAAGUUAGUGUUGUAUAGUUGUGAUGUCAUUAAAAAUACCUACAUGGAAUAAAUCUAUAUGCAUUGUGUUAAUAU
This is a messenger RNA of Stegostoma tigrinum, 2483 nucleotides long. RefSeq names its product chorion-specific transcription factor GCMa-like. Gene Ontology annotation, molecular function: RNA polymerase II cis-regulatory region sequence-specific DNA binding; DNA-binding transcription activator activity, RNA polymerase II-specific. Gene Ontology annotation, cellular component: nucleus. The record is from RefSeq and is a predicted model, not a curated record. NCBI's taxonomy places the organism in Eukaryota, Metazoa, Chordata, Chondrichthyes, Orectolobiformes, Stegostomatidae. The transcript has 6 exons. Bases 212 to 1393 code for a protein of 393 amino acids. Gene Ontology annotation, biological process: gliogenesis; regulation of transcription by RNA polymerase II.